Messenger RNA from Physella acuta, 5267 nucleotides. RefSeq names its product lysophospholipase D GDPD1. Gene Ontology annotation, biological process: glycerophospholipid catabolic process. Gene Ontology annotation, molecular function: phosphoric diester hydrolase activity; phosphatidylcholine lysophospholipase A1 activity. Gene Ontology annotation, cellular component: endoplasmic reticulum membrane. The record is from RefSeq and is a predicted model, not a curated record. Lineage: Eukaryota; Metazoa; Mollusca; Gastropoda; Physidae.
UAUAACCAUGUUAUAUACAAUAUUAAAUCACCAUGCAUAUUUUAGAACAUACAAGGAUUGGAUGAAUAGUGUAGUAAAUUUAAUUAAUCGUAUUUUGAUGGACUUAAGUCAUAAGAAUACAUAUAUUCUGGCGUAUCAGGAUCAGAGUUUCUUUCAGGCAUUUCUCAUUAUCAUCCCCCCCCCCUCCCCCCGAAGCACGUCCACUGGUUUAAAAAAGUAUACAUUUUGUAGAUAAAUUCUUUUUCGUUGAGGAGUUGCGGUAGACGUGCUUCGGGAGGGGGGGGAUAGCAAAAUUGCGUGGAUAAAAGUUUAAUGUAAAAUUGCUCAGUUUUGAAAUAUGUGUGGACUCCUGAAGAAAAGAACCAAAGGUUGGCCUAGAUCUAGAUCUAGUACGAAGUACAAAGUAAUCGAGCAUUGUUCGGUUUGUGUACAAAACAAACUCCAGGGUCGGAAACCGUUUGCAUAUUUUUAAUUUUCUGCAAGCCUACAUUGAAUGAUUCAUUUUUACAUUUGUUGGUGUCAGGGAAAUAAAGUUCAUUAAUCGCAUUAUUAUAAAUUAUUGACAGGUCUACACAAUAGAAUCUACUUCAUAUCUAUAUAUUAUAUUACAUUAGAUCUAUUCUAUAUUUUGAGCGACUCUACAAUCCCAACAGUAGAUGAGUGGUAGUCUAAGACGAGUAAGAAUUAUCCAGUUGAAAAGGGGCAAAUUCACAAAAUUUGACAGUGUUAGCCUUUUACAUAGUUGACUGGUUCCUCUUAUCAUCAUGGUGUUGUUUGUUAUAGUCGGUGGAUAUAUUUUAACUUCCAUGUUACUGUUGAAAUACCCCAAACUUUUUCAUCGAAAAAAAUGCCUCAAGUUUCGAGCUAAACACAUAAGCCAUAGAGGUGGUGCAGCAGAAAGAAUUGAAAACACAAUGGAAGCUUUCAAACAUGCUGUUGAAGUGGGCACAGAUAUGCUGGAGAUAGACUGCCAGCUGACCAAGGAUGACCAGGUGGUUGUGUCACAUGAUGACGUCUUGACGCGGACGUGUGGGGUGGAUGUUUUAAUCUCAGAAACUACCUACAAGGACCUACCACCUAUGAUGAAUGCUGUACCAGUUGACUUCUAUUACUCAUUACAUGGAGAGGGUUGUGACCACAAGAUUCCUCUUCUAGAAGACGUAUUUCGAGAAUUCCCCAACAUGCCCAUUAAUAUUGACAUAAAAGUAGAUAAUGAUUUGCUAAUGAGAAAGGUCAAUGAACUUAUAAUAAAGUAUGACAGAGAAGAGCUCACAGCCUGGGGAAACAGAUCUGAUGAAGUCUGCCAGAAGCUUUAUGCAUUGAAUCCAAAGGUGCCUCUAAUAUUUUCUUUGAAAAGAGUGAUAGUCCUUAUGGUCCUGUUCUGGACUGGGCUGCUACCAUUUGUCCACAUUAAGGAAUCCCUUUUAGAGGUUGUUGUACCUGGAAUCAUGCUGGAUGCAAAUGAAUUGCUACAGCGAGAACUUGGAUCAAAGGCAAAAAUGUUUUUUUGGCUAAUGGACAAACUGUUAAUGAGACCAUCAUUAAUCAAGCAUUUAGAUGAAAGAGGGAUUCAGACGUACUUGUGGGUACUGAACCGUGAAAAAGACUUUGAAAGAGCUUAUCAGCUUGGGGCAGCUGGUGUCAUGUCAGACAGGAUACAGCUCCUCAGGAAUUUCCUGGAUAAAGAACACCCUCCGCUACAGAGUCCGUGUGAUGGGGACAAAACAGAUUGACGCAAGCUAACCUAUUAGUUGAAAUCUCUGUUUUUUUUGUCAUCUACUUUUAGAUGUUUAUAAAUGUCCAUAAAACCAGUAGAUUUGGUUAUGAAGUUUUUCAUUGUCAGCAAAUACAUCUCUGUGACAACUAAGAGCACUCAAUGUUGUUUCAGUGUUCUAAUCUGUGCUUAUUUUUAAUGGUUUAAUUUUUUUACUGCUAGAACUGUCUUAAAAGUAUCAAAUAUUUAUUAGACCGGCCCUGUGGGUCAGAUGGGUAUAGGGCAGGGUCUGUCCUGUCCUGAUGGGUAUCCAACUUUGUUCAGGAGGUAAAGGACGCUAGACAUUAUCCUUCCUAUCCAAUAUCUUCAUAUGUUAUGAUCACAAUUUUUUUUUUUCAUUUACGAAAGACUAUUUUAUUUUAUUUUAAUAUAAAUAAAGUAGUAUUUUAAGCCAAGUUUUAUUAUAUGAAAUGUAAAGUUCUAGCUAUUUUCUAGAUUUAGAAUAGUAUCUGAUUAAAAUGCAGAAAUUAUUGAAAAAAUUACAAGAAAUAAUUUGUCUACUGGAGUUUUUAGUGCAUUUUGACAACCAUUCCAUGUGUACAUGUUGUAUUGAGAGCAAAAUAUCUAAAUAAUAUCAGUCAUGGCUUUGAUUGAAAUAGAGAUUGCUUUACAAUGAGCGCCAUACAUUUUUUUAUAUAUAUUUUCAUCAGUUUAUUCAGAGGUUCUCACUUCAUGCUAGCUCAACCAACCAUCCAGUCAAUAUAUGGAAGUGGGCAUUCUAUGAUUUACAUGCUUUACAAUACUCAAAUCAGCUUUGCAAUGGCCUGUAUCAAUUGUGAAGCAUAGUGAUAACUUUAAUUUUUUAAGUGCUGUGGUAUAUUUUCCAUCUUUAGUGCUUGUUUUUUUUUAAAUGUUGGCUUUGUAAAUGCCCCCUUUUGUUAUCUUUAAUGUUGGCUUUUUUUAUGACUAGCCUCCCUUGUUAAUUUUAAUGUUGACCUUAUGACUAGCCUCCCUUGUUAAUUUUAAUGUUGACCUUGUGGCUAGCCUCCCUUGUUAAUUUUUGCUAUGGAGUAGGUCUGUGGUCUAACUUUAUUGUAGGAGAGCUAUAGAAUGAAUUUUGAAUGUGGCUCUUAUGUUACGAAUUUAAACUUGUUACUAAGAAAAAGUUUGGUAGCAUCAUAUAUUUUGGUAUUCAUAAAUUUCUCAAAAUAUGUUAAAACUUUUAUCGCAGCUCUUUAUAUAUUAAAAAAAUUAUUUUCAAAUUACACUUUAUACCAACAACAAAUUGGUAGAUUUAGUGAAAAUGAUUAAUUUGUUAUUUUAAAAACUUGUGUAAAAGAAUUUGUUUUAAGGAUAACAGGGUGUGAAACAAUUGGACUAUGAUGGGGAUUUGGUUCCGUAUUUGGUCAAGUAAUGAGAUAAGUGAUCGUUUAGUUGUGUUAUUUAUAAUAAGUGUAGAUGGACAAGUUUAGGUUUAAAUUCAGUUUGGAACAAGUACAAGAUUUAAGUCUGGAGUAAGUUUUAGAUUUAAUGAAAUGAAACCACAUCUCUUUUCUUAGUGCCUUAUUGACUAUAACUAUAACCAGACACAGUUUUAUCAGAAGCUUUGAACCACAGCCUACAUUCAUCCUGUUGAGAUUUGAAACAAGUUGUAAUCUGUACUUGAAACUUUAAUCACUACUUUGUUAUGUAUGUACUUUGUUUCAAUUGAUUGCUCAAGUGUUUUUUUUUAUAAAUAAGAUUUUAUUUAUGCUAAAAUAUAUAAACAUUAAGACACUCAAUAGCUUUAUUUUGGGACAAAGCUUAAAAACAAUAAAAAAAUUUAUUUGGGUGUAAUCUGUCAACGCUGUACAAAUGAUUAAGUAAACAUUUAAUUAACUUCUCAUGAAACUAUCAUUUGGAUGCAUAAAAAUAACAUUAUAAGAAGUUGUAUAAUACUUUGCUACAAAACAUAUUUACUUUAAAUUAACGUAAGAUAUUAUUUCAUUUUCUGUUAUAUACAUGUUUUACAUAUAUCUGUGUUCUAAGUUGUGAUCAUUUUUAUUUAUUAUGAAAUCCAAUUUCCAGUAUGAAAAGUUGAAAGAUAUGUUAUUGUUCUCUAUGUAGUGGAAUUAUUUCUUCUUUAAUAUUAUUUUUCUGUAGUUUAAGUCACUAAACUUAUGAAAGGCUACAAAAAAUUCAAUACAAUUACUUAACUUAAAAAUUUUAAAGAAAAUAUUUUAUAAGAAAAAGACAAUUUUUUAAAAUUUCAUGGUUUUUUUAAAAACAUUUCCAGAGGGAAGAGAUGCAAAUUCUAUUCCAUUCCCUAAUUAGCCAAACUUGAUAAAUGUCGAAUAAAGUGGACCAAAUUUGUGUGCAUAGGAAGUUGGUUAUUGUGAUGAUACUUUAUUUAAAUCAAACCAUUUUUGUGCUCUUUCUUGUUGCUUUUCUGUGUAGUCAAGUUAAACUUUAUUUAAAAUGUUAUAAGCUGUAAAUAUUUUAACUUAAUAAGCUUCUGUGUGUGUUUGAUUAACAUUUUUACAGGAAAAGAUUUAUUUACCUAUUCCAAGUUUUUAUUUAUUAAAGUAAAGCUGUUCCAGUAAAUUACUUUGUAUGGUAACAUAUCCAUGUAAACUUCCCUCCCUUUACUGUCUAUCUUCUGGUAUACUGUCAAUGAAUGAUUGAUCUCUUUAGGCUUUAGUGGCCAUGUUUUUAAGUAUUGUCUUUCAUUUUUAAUGAAUUAAAAGAGUAACUGUUCACUUGGAGCUAAUAAUUACUAGACAAAAAUAUAAAUAAAAAAGUCAAAUGUACGUUAUUUUGAAAAUGGUAUGCUUUUUUAAAAACUGACUUUUUAAUAAACAUAAGAUCAAGAUGAAGAGACUUAAAAGUGAACAAAUUUACACCAUCUUUUGUACAAUUUUCAUGCAACUAGCCACAUCCUACACAAGUUUUCUUUUACCUUUUGUGUUUCUUUUUAUAUUGUUUGAAUGCUGACAUCACCAUUACUAUAGACUUCUGUGAACUUUUACAGCAAUAUUUUUUUAAAAGUAUUCAUGACAACUGGAUACAAUUUAGGGGUAUCCAGAAUAUGACAAACUAUGAUGGCCUUUAAACCAGUUUUUUUUUAAUUUGAUUUUUUUUUUAAUUUAACUUAUUUAAAAUGGCAUUAGGGUAUUAAAAAAAUUGCAUUUAAAAUAGAACAAGCAAGUCCAAAGAUGCUAUUAAAUUGCCAAUGCCCUAUAUAAAUACUAACUAGCAAAUGACAAUAUCAAAUGUUUUUUUUCUGUAAUAACUUUUUGAAUGUAUUUUUAUUAUACUGUUCACAUUUGUUGUUGUAUUUUUUGUAUUAACUUCUUUUUCAAAGUGAAUUUUUCGCUUCAAGCUUGCUUUGUUUUUUUAAUAGAUAGUAUGAUUUUAUCAAGUGUAUGAGGUAUGAAACAAAGCUUUGGUUUCCAUUUAUUGUGAUUUAGAUCAACUGAAAGAGAUUAUGGGAAAAGAUACUCAGAUAAGAUGAAUCUUGGAAUACUUUCUAUAGAAGUUGUUUAACAAGUAUUUUACUUUAAUAAAAAUUAUU